Seminavis robusta is the source of this 663-nucleotide messenger RNA. Lineage: Eukaryota; Bacillariophyta; Bacillariophyceae; Naviculales; Naviculaceae. The record is from the annotation of a GenBank genome assembly.
AUGUCUUCUUCUUGGGAGGACUCUUCUCCGCCUUCGAAUCGGCCUCCCGAGCUCGAGCAAACUCUCCUCCUCCAUCGCCUUGUCCUCAGCUGCCUCUUUUUCACCCACUACUUCGAUGAGCAUGAGCACAUUUUGAGUCCAGUCGAGUACUGGACCAAUCACAGGGGUCGAAAUAGCCUUGCCAAAUUCUUGGACCAUUUUGUUGAAGUGAUCAAGAAGCGCUGGCGGCGCGGUGGGAAAUUGCAAACGAGGGAAGAAGUCAUGGUCCCAGAUUUUGCGCAUCUCUUCUUGCAGCUCUUCCUCGACGACUUGAAUGAUUUCACUGCGGGCAGCAGUGCGAGCUUAUGCAGCAUCUUGGUCCAACGUGAAGUUGCCUUGGACGAUGAGGCGCAUUACGCCUUCUUCAUACUCCACUUCAGAGUCGAAACGUUUGUGGUCGGUGUCAAGAACUUCUCCAUCUUCUCCCAAGUAGCGAUACUCGGGGCAAUACUCGUCCGGGAAUUGCACAAUCUGCACCUGGGUGUGACAGAAGAAAGAAAUAUAGUGGGAUGUUCUUUCCAACCCAAGCGCCAAAGGAAUCUGCCAUUGUGCAAUCAAAAAGAGCAAUCAAGUGAAAAUUUAUGCAGAGUUUCUGUUGUAAAGAUUCGGUUUGGUGGAAAGUGA